Messenger RNA from Micromonas pusilla CCMP1545, 1568 nucleotides. RefSeq lists its product as uncharacterized. NCBI's taxonomy places the organism in Eukaryota, Viridiplantae, Chlorophyta, Mamiellophyceae, Mamiellales, Mamiellaceae. The transcript has a single exon. The coding region runs from base 52 to 1215 and encodes 387 amino acids. Gene Ontology annotation, molecular function: GDP-mannose 4,6-dehydratase activity. The record is from RefSeq and is a predicted model, not a curated record. Gene Ontology annotation, biological process: GDP-mannose metabolic process.
CGCCCUACGCGGGUCCGACCGAACCAACCCCCUCCCCCCCCCGCGCGCAGGAUGCAUCAUCGCUCGGGAUCGCAGACCGGCACGGGCGUGGAGGUCAACCGCCGCCCCACGGAGUACAAGACGGGCGAGAUGGGCGCUAUGGAGGAGGACGGCACGAGAAAAGUCGCGUUCAUCACCGGCGUGACCGGCCAGGACGGGUCGUACCUCGUCGAGUUACUCCUCGCGAAGGGCUACGUCGUGCACGGGAUCAAACGCCGAUCGUCGUCGUACAACCACCCUCGCCUGGAGCACAUCCUGAACGACGACGAUUACCCGAACGGCGAGAACUUCCACCUGCACUACGGCGAUCUGUGCGACCUCCACGCGCUCGUGGCCAUCAUGCGCGACGUGAGACCGACCGAGGUGUACAACCUCGCGGCGCAGUCGCACGUCCAGGUGUCGUUCCAGAUGCCCAUGUACACCGCGGAGGUGGACGGCGUCGGGACGUUCAACCUCCUCGAGGCGGUGCGACUCACCGGCCAGGAGGGCACCGCGAAGUUUUACCAGGCGUCGACGUCGGAGCUCUACGGCAAGGUGCGCGAGAUUCCGCAGAGCGAGACGACGCCGUUUUACCCGCGGUCGCCGUACGCGGUCGCGAAGCUGAUGGCGUACUGGGCGGUGGUUAACUACCGCGAGUCCUACGGUAUGUUCGCGUGCAACGGCAUCUUGUUCAACCACGAGUCCCCGAGACGCGGAGAGACGUUCGUGACGAGGAAGAUCACGAUGGCGGCGGCGAACAUCAAAGCCGGGAAGCAGGAGUGCCUCUACCUCGGAAACAUGGACGCGAAGCGCGAUUGGGGCCACGCGCGCGAUUACGUCGAGUGCAUGUGGAAGAUGCUGCAGCAAGACGAGCCGGACGAUUACGUCGUCGCGACCGGGGAGACGUACACGGUGCGAUCGUUCGUCGACCGCGCCUUCAAAGCCGCGGGCAUGGAGCUCAAGUUUGAAGGCGAGGGCGUGAACGAAGUCGGGAUCGAGAUCGCGACGGGGAAGGUUCUCGUGCGCGUGCACGAGCGGUACUUCCGCCCCGCGGAGGUCGACCUCCUCAUCGGCGACCCGACCAAGGCGAGGACGACGCUGAAGUGGAACCCGAACUCGACGUCGAUCGACGCGCUCGUGCAGGAGAUGGUCGAGAGCGACAUCGCGCGCGUGAACAAUCCGAGCCUGCGGUAUUAAACAUGUUCGUCGGCGUCGGUCGCCCGGGGCGCGGCGGCGACUGUUUGUUUGGUCUGAUUUACGCCCACGAUGCAUACACUGUACUGUACGACGAUGGAUACGUUGUACGCGGCGGCGGACGGCGACGUCGGAUCGGAAGGAGACGCGCGUCGGCGCGCGUGCGUUCGCCCUACGCGGGAACGCGCGCGCGCCGGACGAUCGCUCGUUCGCGCUACGCGGGAACGAGCGUCGUCGUCGCGUCUUUCCGCUCCGCCGGCGGCGCCCGAGUCGUCGUUCAUUCACAUAUUGAUUGCUUCAUAUAAACAUAACACGAGCGCGGCGCGAUGUGAUACGAUAUGAUACGAUAUACUACG